Messenger RNA from Chelmon rostratus (copperband butterflyfish), 7663 nucleotides. It is a transcript of the gene rce1a, whose product is annotated as Ras converting CAAX endopeptidase 1a. Gene Ontology annotation, biological process: CAAX-box protein processing. Gene Ontology annotation, cellular component: endoplasmic reticulum membrane. Gene Ontology annotation, molecular function: metalloendopeptidase activity. The transcript has 8 exons. Lineage: Eukaryota; Metazoa; Chordata; Actinopteri; Chaetodontiformes; Chaetodontidae. Bases 134 to 1102 code for a protein of 322 amino acids. The record is from RefSeq and is a predicted model, not a curated record.
ACGUUAGCUGACGCUUUGAAAGAUUAUUGACAAUUUCACGCCUCACGUUGGUGGAUGUUGUACCUUGGUAGAUGGUCCAGCAACCGCCCCGGUGCCGAGGAAUUGUUUGGUUAAGUCUCAGCCGGCAGUCGUUAUGGCAGAGGAGGAGGAUUUAUCACCAAACAUUCUGACAGAAGAGAUGAAACACAGUAAUGGCGCCUUCGUACCUCCAGAUGGUUUAUGCUGGGUGUCAGUGCUGUCCUGUCUGAUGCUGGCUUGUUCUUAUGUUGGGAGUUUAUAUGUGUGGAGGAGUGACCUGCCGAGGGAUCACCCCACUGUGAUAAAGAGACGCUUCACCAGCGUACUGAUUGUGUCCGGCCUGUCGCCUGUCUUUGUGUGGGCAUGGAGAGAAUUCACAGGUGUCAGGACUGGCCCAUCGCUACUGGCUCUCAUGGGGAUGCGAUUUGAUGGCCUCAUUCCUGCCAUCAUCCUUCCUCUGCUGCUUACCAUGGUCCUGUUUCUGGGCCCCCUCAUGCAGUUGGCAAUGGACUGUCCCUGGAGCUUCAUGGAUGGGAUUCGGGUGGCCUUUGACCCGUGGUUCUGGAUGUUGUGUUUCAGCGACAUGCGCUGGUUGAGGAAUCAGGUGGUAGCACCAUUAACAGAAGAGCUGGUGUUCAGGGCCUGCAUGCUGCCCAUGUUGGUGCCCUGUGCGGGUCCGUCCACUGCAAUCUUCACCUGCCCCCUCUUCUUUGGAGUGGCUCACUUCCACCAUGUGAUCGAGCUGCUGAGGUUCAGACAGGGCACGCUGUCAGGGAUCUUCCUCUCUGCAGUGUUCCAGUUCUCCUACACAGCAGUGUUUGGGGCCUACACUGCCUUCAUCUUCAUCAGAACAGGCCACCUGAUGGGUCCGGUGCUCUGCCACUCCUUCUGUAACUACAUGGGUUUCCCCGCCAUCAGCACGGCGUUGGAGCACCCCCACCGCAUUACCGUCCUCUCCUCGUACCUGCUGGGGGUCCUCCUCUUCCUCCUCUUUCUCUUCCCCUUCACUGACCCCUCCUACUACGGCAUCCCCACACCAGUCUGCACCCUCACCUCCUCCCCCAGCUCCCUCUGCCUCUCCUGAUCCCUGCUCACACACUUCUCUGCUAUCGUCGUGUAACUUUCCACAGAUGAAGCAGUUGACAGUGUUUUUUUGCCAAGUUAGCGAUCAGGUCAGGUCCAGUUUGGGGCCACAGAGCUGAGUUGGCUAAGUUGCCAUGGAGAGGUGGGGAAAUCUCCAGCCAUUUCCUAUGGUCUGUGGACGCUUGAUAUGUCAGUGCAUUUACACGACAUAUUUCAGUUAAUCAGCAGAUGCUGUGGUUGGUUCCAGGACAGCUUCUGUGCCUGGUGGCCCACGCUGACGCCCUGAUUCUUGGUUUUAGUCUAGUUGUUACACUGAUGCUCUUAAGCUGAUAGAUCUCAUCAGUUUGUGAUGAAGAACACAAUGUACCUUUUUGGUGUACUCAUUUUCCACUCAGCCUGCCUCAUCUUUUUAAAGGAUAAUUCUUGUUUAUUACAUAUUUGGGCUUAUGUACGGAAUUUGGGCAAUCUUUUCUAUCAGUAUGACCAAGCUGUUGCAGAUAUCUGGAAACAAAGCGUCCAGUCAGACAGGUUUUAAAUGAACCCCCAGAUUGCUCAGCUGAUUUAGAAGAGAGAGAAAAGGGGAACUGUGAAAUUAUUACCCAAACUGUCUGUUGGGAACAUGACUCACUUUUCAAUUUCAAAGUAAAGUGGUUUAGAUAAUCUGCUUAAGAUGUUGGUUCGUUCUCAUCCUGAUAUUUUGACUGUUUCGCACCCCUCUUAACCAACAGAAAUGAUGGCAUUAACAAGGGAAAUGAGACCCAAGUUGCAGUUCUCCUACCUGACAGGUCUGGACGUCGGGUACUGGAGUUUCAGGUUGGGUUCGGCCCUUUUGUUGCACACAGCUUGGGUCAUGGAUUCAGGUUUGGUUGUGUUCAAAUGUAAUUUGUCACAUUAGCCUGGCGAGCUAACGGUCAGUAAUGAAUGAGUUAAUAAAUAAAUAGCUGCAGAUCUGAAGAUUUGAAAUUUGGCAGCUUGGGUUCAGUUGAAUCUAAGAGAUCUGCCUCCAGUUGUGCUUAUACAGAACUCAACCCUGUAAUAAAGCAGAAUUAUCCUUUAACGCCUUUGAGCGUCUUCUGAGUGAGACACGGAAAUCGUCAGCAGAGUGGGGUGUUGGAGAAACAGUUUUUCCAGUGAAGACAGUGAGAGUCACAGCCCUUACUUCAAACUCAACCUGUCUUGUGGCUGCACUGCAUUCUGGUCUACAGAGGCUCAUAGAGAUGUUGGCAUCUUUGCCUCUUCUGUCUGGGAUCGCUCAAUUGCAUAUAAUGCUACUGUAGUUGCACUGGAGUACAGGAACGAUACUCUGAUGUAGGAAAAACACGCCACUGGGCAGAAUGGUCGCAGGAAUGCAAUCUGCAUCACCCAUAGCUGUUCUUAAUGUGAUGGCCUUGUCUCAGCUGGAGACACCACCAGAGAAACCCUGUGCUGGAGUCAGUCAGUGUUUGCUAUGAUGUGUUAAUGGUUAUUUAUAUAUCUCUGCAUGUUUCAGUGCUGGUAGCUUUGUCGGUGAUGGUCGGUGAUGGGGAAAGCUGGGUGGGGGUUGUGUCACGGUUUAUAAUGCCUGAAACAUACUCGAUGUAAGUGCACAAACACAAAUGACAAGCUGGUGGGACGUACUGGGAAGAGCCACCAGUCCGGUCACACCACCGUUUCUAACGUGGAGGCAACCUCAGUGUGUCUUCUUGACACACACACACUGGAUUGUACAUUUUUUUACCUCUUUUUUUUUUUCUUUUGACCUUCUCUUCUUCAGCCAGAUACAACAAACAAAGGCGCUCUGUCCACAUCCGUAUUGCGUAUUACAAGCCAAAGCUUUAGGAUUUUUUUGGGACAUAUUUUGUAAUGCAUCGACUCCUGAUUUUGAGUUUUAGUAUCCUGAAGCAUCUGUGUCCUUACAUCGAGUAUGUUGUGGUCUUAAAGCUGGAGAUUUGUUAUUUCUUGUUAAUCUGUAGCUGAUUUUCGGGGAUCUUUAUCUUGAUGUUCUAAAAUGGCAUCUGAGCUUUGUUUUCAUGCGCCAGUUGUUAAUAGUUUCUCUAUUCCAAUACAGUAUAUUCACUCAGAGCAUCUUGCCCACAGGAGCUCAUGGUCUGUCAACCAGUCACUGUUGACAUUUGGUUCUAUGAUGUAUCAGACUGCCUCGCUCAUAUCUGUAGAUUUAAAAGGUGUGAUGACGCUCGUGCUUCCACUCCUUUGCUUCGGGUUCUAUGUUGCCUUUAAUUGAGGGGAGUGCAGGACUCCAACACUCAGGUGUCGUGUCAUAAAGGCAAGAAAGCUCCAGCCACUACACUGCUUGCUGCUACUUGUAUAUUCCCAAUACAGAGCCAGGAGAAGUCCUUGUGUUCACAGCUGUACACAGAGUUAGUAUUAAAAAUGACAAGAUAAUGCUUUGUGAGAAACAUACCAGCACAUGACCUAUUUAAGACGAGACUAAUUUAUUAUGCACCUGGGUUUUGUUUUAAUAGUUUUGGCCUUCAUUUUACUCACUUAUACAGGUGGCUGCAGAGUUAAAUGGGAGUCUGAUACACUGUAGGGGAAACACAGUUUGCCAAUCGUAGACAAAAGUUUGUGAUGUGAUGCAAGAACCCUCGGCACAGUGCAACCUAGAUUCCUCUUGACCUUGCAGUGAUGAGUCCCAGACACUACGACGGCUUUUAAACAAAAACAAGUCCUAAGUGAAAAAAUGCAGAAGGAAACUGUGGGCACAGAGUUGUUGCUGCCUUCAGUGAACGUCACAGCCACUUGCACCAGUCAAUUUCAAGAUAUUUUGCUGUUUGAUAGUUGAUGGCAGAAAGGUGCCAAGAAAUGUAGCAAUACACCAACAAAGCCAGAGAAGACUGCUAGCUCGCAAACAUGGAUAUAAACAAUACACAUUUAAAAAAUAAGGCUUUUUACAUGUUUUAUGAAGAAGUAAAUGCAUUUGUUAGGCCUUCACAGGGCCCCUGUUAACAUAGAGAACAGUUGUCUAGUUUUACUGAUAAGGCAAUACGGCCUGCAAUACGUCAGACUGGAGACUGACCCCCACUGGAGAACAAGACCCAAUCAAAUAAACAGCAACAGCCCAAAACUGGAAUAGUUUUACAAUCAGUACCUUAUCUGGGAUCAUCUUUUUUGUUUGUUCACCCUCAUAUCGACAUAAAAACAUCUUGCAGUGGAAGCAGUAGAGCAAUGAAAUGUUUCUUGCACUAACUUUAAAUCAAGGCUGAAAACAGGAUGCAGUAUGCUGGGCCAUUAUGGAGGACAGCUGGGUUGAUUGUGUUCAUUUUCAGCUUUACUUCAAGAUAAGUGGUUCAGAUAUUAAAGUUAAACUGUGAUAAACCUGACAACUCCUCUGGUGCCUCACCAGACUCAUUAAUAUCAUCUGAAGCAGCUAGAAAUGAUGUUCAAAACUACCAAAAUGCGACUCAGGUUGUAGAAAAGAACAAUGUCACUUUUGUUUAUGACCAACACUUCAGUUUAGACAGUUAAUAGUUGUUUGCACUAGACAUCUGUGCAGUCUUGUAAUAUUCUCGUUCUGCAAGGGGGUAUCAGGUGCUUUUUGUUUGAAAAAUGUCUUUUGAUUUUGCUUCUACAGUGAUCGGCACAGCCAGCCAGUGUCUUUGCUGUGAAGCAACUGAACUGCAGAACGAGAUGACAGUGUCUUCAUCGGACUGACUGACUAGUUAACCUCACACUCCACAUGUUGAAGUUAAUUAUAGCUUACAGUUGGUGUUAUUUGAGGUGCUUUUGAGAGUGACAGGAAGAGCUCAAAAUGGCAAAAACACUAAGCUAUACUCAUACUGUGAAGAAGUGGACUGCUUGGGUCUUCAGCAAUAAAUCCUAUAUGUGGGAAGUUUUUGGAUCCAGUUUAUGUGAGUGAGCGAGUAAAGCAGUAGACUCUGUGGAUGAAACAGGGCCCUGUAUGUAGAUUCAUUUUGCUGGCCUUGGCAGAUUGAAUUGUGAUGGGAACUGCACCUUACUAACCUGAAGCUGCCAGCAGAGGGCGUCAGAGCACUUCAUCAGAGGCAGAGCUGCUGUAGACAAGACUCACUGAGGACCUCCAUCCUUAUUAGCCUCUCUGACAUCUGUCAUCAGUCUCUGGAAAACCAAUUCACUCUAACUUAUUUUUCCUUUAGCUUCUACACAAUUAAGCCACAAUAGAGGAGAUAGAUGCAGAGAGGAGGGCCCCUGUGGUGAGACUCUCACUGAUGUUGAAAAGUUGUGGUUCCUUCUGCCUCCCACCUCGUUCUUUCAGAGCUUCUCCUCUUGCUGGCUGUAAAUCAUCCUUGUUUCAUUGCUCUACUCUAGAUAUAGAAGCUUUUUUUGUCUUAUACCACAACCAGGCUUUACAAACAGCUGUACAAUAGUCCAAGACUAAAUUCUGUUCACAUGCUGAGGCACAGUGGAUCAGCUGCAUGUCCAGUUAGGGGUUUCACAGGAGAGCUUUUGUUCUUUGGUGUUUGUUCAUCACUCUGUUUUUAUAUUAAUUCCCAGGACCCAAGUUAGAGUCAGGAAGGCAUGUAAAUCUGGGUAUGGUAUAGUCUAUAUUUAGUUUUCAAAAUAUAGGGUCAGUUGGGGUUCAAGUUAAAUUUGACUAUAUACUGUAGAAAUGAUGAUAUGCCAGAUUUUCUAAUCUAGUUGUAGUCACCAUGAUACAUGUAUUUUUGUUUGGAAAAAUGAGCAAAUUUCAGUGAACAUUGUUUCAUGGUGGUAAACUGAUGAUAACACUGGGGUGGCGUGUGUGCUCAGUUUACGUAAAUACAAUGCUAAUUUCACGGACGUGCUGUAAAAUAUAAAGGUCACAUUGGAAAUUAGAAUACAUUAAGAUCACUGUUAAGUCAUUCAACUUACCGGAUAUGUUCUAAGGCCCUGCAGGGAUAUAAUGGGAAUAUCAGACAGGGCCUGAAAUGAUAUAGAAGCAAGCAAAUGCUCCAGCGUUUCCCAAGUGAACACUGCUCUAAUAUUUCAUACAGUCCUGUCGAAUGAUACAGCACGUCUCAUGCUGCCCUCAUGAAAUAUAUUAGGCAAGAUCAAUAACAGAUCUUAUAUUUAGGUUUGUUAUUUUCAUACCAGUGCCUCAUUUCAAUAAGCCACUUAAUGAAAUGAGGCACGCAUUUCCUCCUCUGCCACAGUAAGUGUUUGUCCUCAGAUUUAUAUCAGCAGCUGGAGGUAAAUAUUAGUUUGAAAAUUCAUCAUUCAUCAUCAUUCGAAGUAUAACCCAGAUCAUUAUUUCCACGAAGCUCCACUUUUUUAGUCUGUUAUAGUUGGCUUUGCACAGACCACUGCUGGUCUUUCUGCCAACAUAUACUCAGCCCGUGCUGCUACAGCAGUGAGGGCUGGGAACCUAGAGGCCCAUUUGUUGCUUUCAGCUUUUCUUUCUCACGGAUGGUUUAAAUGAAGCUGAUUUCUGUGGUUGUGGCAGUGUGCUUUACUGCCUGCCACACUGUCUUUUUGAUGCUGACACUUGGGGGCACCAAGGCACCACAAUCACUAAGGAAAGGGGGUCUAAUUGGUCGAAACAUCGUUAAAGAUCAGUUUUAGGAAUCUCUCACAACCUCAUCUGUCUUCUAAGGGGGCCCCACGCCAAACCACAGGCCGUCAAACUAAUAUAUGUGCUGUUAUUGUUAUUUUCUAAAAGGAAACGACCCCUUUCUGCAGAAUUAAGAGAUACAUUUCUUUCCUAAUCCUUCUAAGAAAUACUGACAAUUGACUGACAUUUAAGAUUGAUCGACCUUGUAGACUGGAUCGUCUGAAUGAAUAGUCUGUAUAAUGUUUCACAUUAGCUGCUGGUGCCAGCAGUUUCAAAUUCUUGCUCUUUUCCUGCGAUAAAAAAGGCUUUUUCUUCUCUCCAUUGAGCCCUUUGCUGAAGCAAUCAACUGAUCCCAUAUCUUUUCUGUAAAAAGAGACACAUGGCUACCUUUCUCCCUUUAUUCUCACCAACUGUGGUGUGUGAUCGUGCAUUUUUCCACCACACACAGUUCAGAAACUCUCCAGAUAUUAUUUGCGAACAGACUGUCACACAGAAUGCUUUUGCUUUUGCCUGAUCUCGUGCUUUCCUGUCAUGGGCUGAAGGUCAGACACAAUGGGCUGAAACACUGGUUUUGCCUGUACUGCUGUAGAAAGAAACACUUUUUCCCCAGUGUCUUCAGCCAACAAUGACACAUCAGUAUUUGCUGUUGAAGAUGCAGAAAGUGCACAUCUGUAAUGAUAUGCAGAGAGCAGCAUCAACAGAGACUGCAGAAUCUAUUUUUGCUGAGCUUUAGCGCUCCGUUAUUUUAAUAUACAACACCAAGCGAAAAGUAAUUUUAAAUGUGCAUUUUCAGAGCUCGUGAGAAAUGAAUAGUGAGUCAGCUGGCAAAACAGAACUCCACAGAUGUUUAUAUUGAGCACUAUAUUUUGUAACCAGAUCUAUUUUGGUGACAGGAACAGAGUGUACAGAUAUGUGCAUGUAUUUUAUGCUCACUGUGUCACACUUGUACAAUUCAAGUUAGAGACUACAGAACCGUGUUUUAGUAUGACAAUCUUUUACAGAAACUUUGGAAUCACUCUGCAAAAUAUCUAUUUGUAAAUAAAUAUUGUAAUUUUA